Hyaloscypha bicolor E is the source of this 3297-nucleotide messenger RNA. RefSeq lists its product as uncharacterized. The record is from RefSeq and is a predicted model, not a curated record. NCBI's taxonomy places the organism in Eukaryota, Fungi, Ascomycota, Leotiomycetes, Helotiales, Hyaloscyphaceae. The transcript is spliced from 2 exons. Gene Ontology annotation, molecular function: protein binding. Bases 1 to 3297 code for a protein of 1098 amino acids.
AUGAGCUACCAUGUCACAAUUGUCCUAUGGACAUUGUCACUCCAUCUCCUGGCCAUUGCUCAUGCCCAAUCUCUGCCAUAUAAUCCCACGACCAUACUUCGCCCACGGUUCUCAUCUCACCAGCAGGAUCUCGCAUAUGUCUUCCUCCAGGGCUCUGGUUCACAUCAACUCGCAUCUCUCAAUAUAUCCUCGACCAUAUCAGCAUCGAAUUUAUCCCUUGUAACGAUUACUCCGAGUCUGCCCUUCUUGACAGAUGAUAGCAUCGCAUUUAUACCAACAAUCUCCUCCGCCGAUGAAAUAUCUAUGUAUUCCGGCUCCUGCUCGGAAUCCAAAAACUCCGCAGUAUGGAAAUAUACGCCGUCAAAUACAAGUGCUAGUGGGAGUGGCACAUGGGAACAAGAUGCAAUAAAGACAGCUAGCGAUGUGACAUCUGCUGCUCUCCCAGGGGCUGACUUCCUCUCCAAGGCAUUCAGCUUCUCCACCAUCGUCGAAACCAAUGCUUCUCAGAGCAACAUCUAUGUCUUCGGAGGCAUGUGCCCGACCUCAUCAGCCACGACCUCAACAUGGCAAUCAUCAGCAUCAUACUCCAACCAGAUGCUCCGCCUCGCCCCGACCAUCACCUCAUCCACUUCCUCGACCUCCCGCACAACCUAUACUCUUGAUAUCACCUCAAGCAGAGCUGCCCCGAUCGCCGAAGCAGGCUUCACGAUAACGGGGUUGACUCCCACAUACUCGAAUGGCUCCGGGGUAAUGACACAACAGCAGAACUUCGUCUUGCUUGGGGGUCACACGCAAUUAGCAUUCAUAAACAUGAGUCAAGUUGCAAUCUGGAGUCUUCCAGAAGAGAGCUGGAGUUUCAUGACGGUGGAGUCUCCAGUCAUCUCGAACGGUAAUACAGAACUUGCUAUCAAAAGCACCGUAACAAGUGUGGAUAGUAGAUCUGGACAUACUGCAGUUUUGAGCGAGGAUGGAUCACAGAUCAUUGUUCUCGGUGGCUGGGUUGGUGAUGUGAACCAAGCCGCUGAUCCACAACUUGCUGUCUUGAGCCUUGGAACAGGAUUUGGAGGCAAUGGGAAUUGGCAGUGGGAGGUUCCAACGCAUCAGCCGUCUGGUAAUGGAAUUUAUGGCCAUGGGGCUGUGAUGCUUCCUGGGAAUGUCAUGAUGGUACUUGGCGGAUAUAAUAUAUCUGCCUCGAGUAGCUCAAAAAGAGCAACAGGCUCUUCGACUCCAGCAAUGUUCUUCAACGCAACGAGCAUGCAGUGGGUGUCAAAUUACACCAAUCCAUCGUAUGUGGCUGCUAUUGCAAGCAAUGCAGCUAGUGCUUCGUCUUCGUCGAAAUCUAAUUCAACAAAAGCUGGUCUGGGAGCUGGAUUGGGUCUUGGUCUCGCUGCUACCAUUGGUGCACUAAUAUUGUACUUCUGGUACAAUCGACGAUUAAAGCGCAAAAGAAAGGAAGCGAGGGAGGACGAUCUUAGAAAUCUGAGUAUCGGUGCUUCGAAUUUCUACUCUCCCCGGACCCAAAUGGCCUUUGACUCGACCAAUGCCGUGGCUGGAUAUGAAAACCUUCAUACUGAUGCUCAUGAUGUCCAUAGUUUGGGGGACGCUUCAUUGGUUCCACCGCCACCGAGACAGAUUCCAAGGAAGCCUCUGCAUUCAAGAAGUGCUCGUGGAAUAUACCAACCUACUCCAACUUUCGAUUUCAACGCCGCAGGUAGCCAUGGACGAGGGGCAGGUCUGGGAACUGCUGGACCGAUACAUCCUAUAUACGAAGCAGACGAAGAAGAUCAUACUCUUUAUAAAGCUGAAGGCGUGGGUGUUGCCAUUGGUGAACCAUCAUCCAGAGGACCUUCACCAGAAAGAAAUCGCCACUCCGACCCAUUUAAAGACCCCCCAGCUGGCAAUCCCACGGCUAUUCGUACCCAAACACGCACCCCAGACGCAGAAUCCAUUGCACACUCCCGGGAACGAGAGAUCCAGGAGUGGGUCUCGGAUUGGGCAGCAGCAGACGUACUCCUCAACUCCCAAAUUCGCACCCACUCCAACGCCGGUCGUCUAUCACCCACACGACGAGCCCAGCUCAUCGCAGCUAGCAACGCAGCUUCCAUCUCUGGAGAAGAAGAGAGCGGCCGCACAGCAAGCAACCUCUCUGAACGCAGCGUCGCCAUCUCCGGCUUCACCAUUUCCCGGUCAGGCUCGAGCUCCCAAGGCCGCUCAAGAUCGAACUCGCUUCGCGGCUUCAUCACGGGAAUGAAUCCCUUCACAUCAACAAUCCUCUCGACAACAGUAGGACCAAGCACAAACAUCAGUCCAGUUUUCGAUGGUCCUGGUCCUGGUCCUCUUGGACCUAGAAAUCCUCCACGAAGCGCGGGAAGUACGAGUGGUACGAGCUUCAACACCGCACAUACAAGUUUCCAAGCCUUGCAAGAGCAAGGCGAGUCCUUGCUCCCCAGGCCAGGUGAUGAGCUUUCAAUAGGAGACUACUCGCCAACCCGUUCCCAGCCCGACUCUUUGCCUGGCAGUCCAUCGAAGAGUAAACCACCUACCGGUCUCGGUAAAGGCCGCUCACAAGGCUUCCUAGGCAGCUUACGGCGGGUCUUCGUCGGUGGAGCUUCUGGGAACACUAGUCCAGAUUCGCCAAGUUAUGGCAGCAGAGACGACAGUCCUACGCGCCCUUUCAAUUACCCCGCUAUGUCUUCGGGUGGAGCCGGGCCCAGGAGGACAGUCAGCGCUGGCGCGACCUUAUGGAGACGGAAACAAGGGAAGGGGGACUGGGAAGAUUCUGCAGAUAAUAACAAUAAUACACUGCGGAGCACCGGGCGGAGUAACACCAUUACAGGCUCUCUGCCUCUCGGCAUCACCAGCGUAGGACCGUCAGCGGCAACGGAUGGAGGGGACGAGAGUGACGAUGAGUGGGACAUCGAGCGCGCGGUCGAGAACCGCGUCGUGCAGGUUAUGUUCACUGUCCCCAAGGAGAAGCUUCGGGUAGUUAAUCACGAUUUUGAGGAGGAGAGGAGUGAGGUUGGGAGCUUGAGAGGGGGGUCGAUGAAGAGUAAGAAGGGGAGUGGGAGGCGGAGCGUCAAAGACCUCUUCGGGAUAAAUGAGGAGGUCAGGAUUGAUGAGAAGGAGGAGGAGGCGGCGGCGAGUGAGCCGUUGCUUGAGAUGGAUGAGAAAGAGGACCUGAGGGAGAGAGAAAUGAGAGAAUCGCCGAGAGCGAAAGAGAAGGGCAAAGGCAAGGUGCUUGAGAUUGUGGAGAAGAUCGAAGGAAGGAGUCCCGAUCAUUCGCCUGUCCGCUUUUAG